UUACUUGUGAAGAUGAAUUUGUUAAUUAGAUAAAUCUUAUUCCUCUUUCUUAGUGUAGACUGUAUUGUUUAGUUUAAUCUUCUGAUGCAGACUAAAGAGGUACAGGUGUGUUUCAGGUCUAUGUGAAAUGAGUGGAUUUGGGGAGCUGAGAGGAGCUUAAGGAGAAUUGUAAGAAGUAAAGUAUGCAUUCUUUUGUGGCUUAUCAAAGAUGGCAGAGAUGAAGCAUCAUCUUAUAAAAUCCACCAAGAAGAAACUCAAAAUGUCUCCCGAUCUUCUCUACCUACCUUCUUCCUUGUCACCUCUAUAAGAAGAUGCAGACCUAAAUCCAAUAGAAAAUCUAUUUGCUAGACUUAAAAUUUUAUUUCCAGAGAUGCUCUCAAUCCAAUCUGACUGAGUGUGAGAAAUGAAGAAGAAUGGCCAGAAAUGCAAUAGGCCAGCAAAGAAGAAUAAGGAAGUGGUGUGUUAUAGUUCCUGCAUGCUUUAUCUGUGGGUGCAGGAACAAGUCAUCAGGUCUGAUUAAAAGGUUUAUGUGAGCGAGUCAGAGUACUGCUGAAGAUGAAGACAAUACUUGUUGUUUUCUGUAAGUAGACUGACAGCAGAUAGAAACAAAAUCUACAUUUUAAUUAUUUUUGCACAAUGGACAUUGAUGUGACUCUACACUUAUUGUUUUCAAGAUAUUUUGCUAAACCAGGUCAUUGGCCAGACAGAAGGUGAGCGCAAUCUAAACUAUGCUUAACAGAACAAGAUGUAUUUUAAGACGUUAUGUUGCUACAUUUGUCUGUGUGUCUUUUGUGUAGACAUGUAUCCUGCAAAGAUUCUGGCCCGGCAGAGAACUGUAAGAGAGGGCAGUGACUUUUAUGUAUACUGCAGCAUAUUCGGGCAAAAGAAGUACCCCUCUUUUUAUGUUUAUUUACUGAAAGAUGGACAAGGAUUUCGGAAAUCAAAACUGAAGCAAACUUUGGAUGAUACUCUUUUCAUAAUAUCUAAUCUUCAUCUUGAUCACAGUGGAAAUUACAGCUGCUUGUACUCCCCUACAAAUUACAGCCUUUCUGAUGUAGAAACGAAAGGACUGAAUGAAGCUGAGAUUCUGGUUAUAGCCAAUUUCAUCCCAGCAAAGCUCUCCAUAGCUGGACCCUUCACAGUUCAUGAGGGAAGCCACGUUGAGUUCAAAUGCACCUUUUCGGAAACCCUUCACACUCUCAAUAACUGUCAACUCAUCUACUGUUGCCUGAAGAAGAAUGAGACCAUCCUUCAAAUACAAGUAUUUAAUCUUGCUCAGAUGGAAGCCUCUUUCAGCAUUGAAGGUGCCGUUUCAAGGGAUUCAGGUCCAUAUAGUUGCCUUUUGCUGCCAUCAAAAUGCUUCCAGAAACAAUGGAAUGAGCUGCAAGGAAUAAAUACGGUGAUUCUGGAAGUCAAAGGUGGGAAUUGUUCCACGAUGUAUUUUACUUUCCAAUGGUUUCCUCUUGAAACAUCUCUGAAAAUUUAUGUCAUUAAAUUUAAUUUGUAUUUCAGAGGAUUUGAUCCCAUGGGCGGCUUUGUCUUGUGGAUUUACAGUCCUUAUGUUGCUUUUCAGUCUAUGUCUGGGAUGGUUCAUUUACAAAAAUUGCUUCAAACGUUUGUACAAGCCAUGGUAAGUCUUUGUUUAGCUGCACUUCCUGUUGGCAGACGGAAGAAAUUAAAAGACAGUGAUUGAAUACAAUGUAAAUGUAAUACAUAAGGAAGGGUUUGCUUUCUGUUUGAAUUGUGUGUUUUCUCAUUUUGAUAGUGAGCAGCAGAAUACAGAUGUGUUGGCACCGACAGAUGUGGAACCACAAGAGGGAUCAGAAGAAGAGAAUUCUUUCAGCAUGGAGAGCGAAGAAGAUUGCUGCAGCACAGCAGCCUCCCCCAAUCCACAGCUGCAUACAGAUGUGCUUGGCACAAGUUUUAUACCGAAUGUCCUUCCUGAAGCAACCCACCCUGUUGUCAGCAACAAGGAGUGGGUUUCAAAUGAGGACCAACUUGCAGGGCCACUUGCUGUUGCAUCUGAGCCAUUGACAACCUCAAUAAGAAAUUCACAGUGUUUUGAGACAACAGGGGGCGUCAUCUAUUACUCAAGUGAGAGAAUUUACAGCGUUAUUCCAGAUGAUUCAUCCGCAGGACCAAGUACUUCAAUUGUGCUGUACACCACUUCUGUCAUUAAGCAAUAACAGUCUUCAUGAAAGUCACCAGAACAAGACUUCACCUGAAUGUGAUGCAUAAAUCCAUUACAUGCAGGUAUUUUGUUCAUUUCACUUUUGUGCUACUCCAGGACAAUGCAACAGUGUUGACCUGAUAGAUUUACCCACAAGGACAGUGCAUUGUUCAUACAACUUGAACUUUUCACAUUUUGUCACAUAAUUUUCAAAUGACUUCAAAAACUUAAAGUAAAAUUAAAAUCACAUUUGUUUUGUAUGUGUUGCAUGGAUUUGUAUUGGUUUGUCUCUACCAGUCUUAACUUUGUGCCAGUUCCUUGUGAAACAACUAGAACUCUAUCAAGCUUGGUAGUGACUGUGAAAAUCAAUUUUUAAGCUGCACCAUAGAUUCAAAAUUAGACUUUGGUCUGCCCUUUGAUUGGGUAAUUUUAAUAUAUGUUUAGUGUCAUCCUGACGGAAGGUGAAACUCAGUCUAAAAUCUAUUACAGGCUGCGAAACUUAGUUAAGAAGUUAUAAUAUUGUUAUAGAAGUGAAAUUCACUGUGAACUUCUCCUGGUUACACUGAAGUGAAACUAGACACAAGUGGACUUUGCUUAAGAUAAGAUAAGAUAAGAUAAGAUAAGAUAAGAUAAGAUAAGAUAAGA
This is a messenger RNA of Xiphophorus hellerii (green swordtail), 2815 nucleotides long. RefSeq lists its product as uncharacterized. Lineage: Eukaryota; Metazoa; Chordata; Actinopteri; Cyprinodontiformes; Poeciliidae. The record is from RefSeq and is a predicted model, not a curated record. Bases 746 to 1693 code for a protein of 315 amino acids. The transcript has 6 exons.